Molecule: messenger RNA, 1584 nt
Organism: Penicillium cinerascens
Lineage: Eukaryota; Fungi; Ascomycota; Eurotiomycetes; Eurotiales; Aspergillaceae
Product: flavin monoamine oxidase family protein
Exons: 3
Coding region: 1-1584 (527 amino acids)
Molecular function (GO): oxidoreductase activity
Source: RefSeq, a predicted model, not a curated record
AUGGCUUCUAAGCCCCACGUCGGGGUCAUUGGGGCGGGCCUCUCGGGCCUGCGUUGUGCCGAUAUUCUUGUUCAGAAUGGUGCCAGAGUGACCAUUCUGGAAGCUAGGGAUCGCGUUGGUGGGAGGGUGCAUCAAGACGAGUUGGGAGGCCAUUUGGUUGACCUCGGACCGAAUUGGAUCCACGGCACGGGCGAGAAUCCGAUCUUGACGAUUGCCCACGCCACGGAGACUGUAGUCCAUGACCCGGAGGGCCACAACAUCCUCAUCUCGCGCGAUGGGCAGCUUGUGUCUGAGGAGGUUGCGUCCAAAAUCUCCGAGUUCAUGUGGACUACCGUCGGAGAGGCUUUUGAGUACAGCAACGCCCACGGGGACAUCAUCCCGCCGGAGCGAAGUCUGUACGACUAUUUCCAAGAAAAGCUGGAGCAGACACAGUUCUCGCAGACGGAGAAGCAGAUGUGUUUGGAUUCUUGUAGGCUUUGGGGCGCGUAUGUGGGCGAUCCCAUUGAGCGACAGAGUCUCAAGUUCUUCCGUCUGGAGGAAUGCGUUGAUGGAAGCGAGUACUGCCUUAUACUCUAUCAAUGUGAUGAAUCUGCUAACAUCUUUAUAGACAAUUAUUUUGUGGCUUCUACCUACAAGCGCAUCUUAGCGCAUGUUGCCAAGUCAGCACAGACGCACGUCGAUAUCCAACUCAAUCGGCCCGUUGUACGCAUCGAAGCACCACCACGAGACAGCUCCGACCCAGGCCAGCACCAAGUUACCUUGUCUACCGCCGCGGGAGAACAAUACACCUUCGACGAAGUAGUCGUGACUUGCCCACUCGGCUGGCUCAAGCGCAAUACGGACGCAUUCAUCCCACCACUCCCAGACCGACUUCUCCAGGCCAUCAACAGCAUCUCCUACGGACGCCUGGAAAAAGCAUAUGUCACCUUCCCACGAGCAUUCUGGCACGACACGACCAAUGACAACACUAAUGGAUCCUCACAAGCGACCAAAAGCCCCGUCUUCGCCCAAUUCCUCGAACCAUCCUACACAGACUACCCCCAUGGAAUCGAAUGGAAUCAAGAAUGCCUCUCUCUCGCCUCUCUCCCGGACAAAACCGCCCAACCAACCCUUCUAUUCUACACCUACGGGCCAUGCUCCACAUACAUCGUGUCCAAAAUCGCAAACCUCGACCCCUCAUCACCAGAAUACAAAAACACACUCAUUGAUUUCCUAAAACCAUUCUACGCCCGGCUCCCAGGCUACAACCCCACCUCUCCAGACUGCGUACCCAGCGAGAUCCUAGCAACACGCUGGCAAACAGACCCCUACGCAGGGAACGGGUCAUACUGUAAUUUCCAGGUCGGGCUGACGCAGGCGGAUAAAGAUAUCGAGGCGCUACGGUCUUGUGUGGGCGUGGGCGAGGGACGCGGGUUAUGGUUUGCGGGUGAGCAUACGGCACCGUUUGUGGCGCUUGGGACGACUACUGGGGCUUAUUGGAGCGGGGAGAGGGCCGCAAUGCAGGUUUGUCAGAAACUGGGGCUUGGAAGUGCUGGGGCCAAUGGUGUGAGGGACGAUUCUUUGCCUUCUGCUGGUAGGAAAUAG